Messenger RNA from Clavispora lusitaniae ATCC 42720, 606 nucleotides. RefSeq names its product copper transporter family protein. The record is from RefSeq and is a predicted model, not a curated record. Gene Ontology annotation, biological process: copper ion transmembrane transport. Gene Ontology annotation, molecular function: copper ion transmembrane transporter activity. Gene Ontology annotation, cellular component: plasma membrane. Lineage: Eukaryota; Fungi; Ascomycota; Pichiomycetes; Serinales; Metschnikowiaceae.
AUGUCUUUGCCUCAAGAACUCUCCAGAAUGAGCAUGGGUGGAAUGAGUGGAAAAGCCAACCCCCACGCAUGUAAAAUCUCCAUGCUUUGGAACUGGUAUACUGUGGACUCGUGUUUCAUUGCUAGAAGCUGGCACAAUAAAUCCAAGGGUGCCUUUGCCGGCUCAUGUAUUGGUGUUUUCUUUUUGGUGUUGGUGUCCCAGUGGUUGCACCGUUUUGCUCGUGAAUAUGACUCGGCUCUUAUCACGAAAUACUCUGCCCAAGAGUCGGCUGACAACUCCAAAUUGGAAAUGGAAUCCAGCAAAAGCGCCACUAUUGCCGUCAAUCCUGCUGUCCAUGCCAUUAGCCACCGCUGGCUUUUUGCUCCUGUGCCUGCUUCGGGAAUCAUGGCUCUGCCUUUCGAACAUCUUAUUCGGUGUGUUUUGUUCACCAUUGAAUGGGGGUUGUCUUACAUUAUUAUGUUGUUGUUCAUGUACUACAACGGGUACAUAAUCAUCUGCUGUAUUUUGGGAGCUUUUGCGGGCCGUCUUCUUUUUACAUACAAUGAGCCUUUGAACGGAAGCUGUCUCAGUGACUCUCAGGACAUGGACAAGAAGUGUUGUCGCUAA